AUGGCUCUCAACUCUUUUGCCCACCUCUAUGAAGAGGCCACUAUCGUUGAGGCCCGGCGGUCUGUAUUGGAUAUUCUUGACAACCAUGUCCCUAAAAUCCAUAGCGACAUGUCCGUAUUGGACUUGGCUUGCGGCUCGGGUACAGUAACCAGAAUCAUCUACGAGCAAUGCUCAGCUCAGAAUAUCAAACCCCCUAGAGUGGUCGGGGUUGACAUUGGUCCGAAUUUCAUCGAGGCUUUCAAUGAAAAUAAGGAAGCCCGACAAUGGGAGACCGCCAAAGGAUAUGUCGGGGAUGCUUCAGAUCUGCACAUGUGCUCGGAUAACGAAUUCGACCUGGUCAUCAUGAGCUAUGCCCUUUUCGCUGUUGCGGAUGCGGUGGCAGACAAAGUGACGGCCGAAAUCUACCGCGUCCUCAAGCCAGGCGGUGUAGCUGCUUUCACUGUAUGGCGAGACAACUUCAUCUCCCGCAUGUUUCAAGAAGCGAGCACGGCUGUUGGACGCCCAGAGGAAGAGAUUAGACGCUUCGAUCCGGGCAAGUGGUCUCUUCCAGAGACAAGCCACAACACGCUAGUGGCAGGCGGCUUCAAGCCAGACAUGAUUAAACAUUUCCGCCACGAUGAUACUUUUGGGAUCCUAGACAAGAGUAGCCUUGUCGAUCGAUUCGACACGCCGUUUUGGCAGAACGUUGGAACAAUGGCUUGGGCUGAGGAACAGAAGCCCCAGUGGAGAGCGGAGGCCGAGAAAGCGAUUCUCAAGGAGCAACAGGAGAGAGGAGCCUUGCAAGCGAAUUGCUGGAUAUUCAUUGCAGAAAAGUAA
Molecule: messenger RNA, 816 nt
Organism: Clonostachys rhizophaga
Lineage: Eukaryota; Fungi; Ascomycota; Sordariomycetes; Hypocreales; Bionectriaceae
Source: the annotation of a GenBank genome assembly